Corvus hawaiiensis (hawaiian crow) is the source of this 2467-nucleotide messenger RNA. It is a transcript of the gene NSDHL, whose product is annotated as NAD(P) dependent steroid dehydrogenase-like. The record is from RefSeq and is a predicted model, not a curated record. Bases 98 to 1207 code for a protein of 369 amino acids. Gene Ontology annotation, molecular function: 3-beta-hydroxy-Delta5-steroid dehydrogenase (NAD+) activity. The transcript is spliced from 9 exons. Lineage: Eukaryota; Metazoa; Chordata; Aves; Passeriformes; Corvidae. Gene Ontology annotation, biological process: steroid biosynthetic process.
GCGGGGCUCACUGAGGGCGGCGGCGGCGGCGAGAGGGGCCCGGGAGGGUCCUGGCAGCUGUGCAAAGGACUCUGGCGGAUAGUGCCUCACCCGAGCCAUGGCCACGCGCCUCAGAGCGGGAAGACACGAGGUUGACCCCGCAUUAAUGAACAUUCUGGGGAGAAAAGCUGAUUUUUCCAAGGCUGGAGCUGGCAGGAGCUGCACCGUGAUCGGGGGCUCGGGGUUCCUGGGGCAGCACAUGGUGGAGCAGCUGCUGGCCAAGGGCUACAGCGUCAACGUCUUCGACAUCCACAAGAGGUUUGAGAGUGACCAGGUGACCUUCUUCCUGGGAGACCUGUGUGACAAGGAGGCUCUGCUGCCAGCCCUGCGCGGCGUGGCCGUGGUGUUCCACUGUGCAUCGCCAGCCCCUGCCAGUGACAACAGGGAGCUCUUCUACAGGGUGAACUUCACGGGAACCAAGGCAGUCAUUGAGGCCUGCAGAGAAGCUGGAGUGCAGAAAUUGGUGUUAACCAGCAGUGCCAGCGUCGUUUUUGAGGGCACAGACAUAAAAAAUGGCUCAGAAGAUCUCCCCUAUGCACAGAAACCUAUUGAUUACUACACAGAAACCAAGAUCCUGCAGGAGAAGGAGGUGCUCAGUGCCAAUGACCCAGACAACAAUUUCUUCACCACUGCAAUCCGUCCCCAUGGAAUAUUCGGUCCCAGAGACCCUCAGCUGGUUCCCAUCCUCGUCCAGGCAGCUCGGAGUGGCAAAAUGAAGUUCAUCAUUGGGGAUGGGAAGAACCUGGUGGAUUUCACCUACGUGGAGAACGUGGUCCAUGGGCACAUCCUGGCUGCAGAGAAGCUGCACAAAGGCUCUGCCCUGUGUGGCAAGGCCUUUCACAUCACCAAUGACGAACCAAUUCCUUUCUGGACGUUCAUGUCCCGGAUCCUGACCGGCCUGGACUACGACCCUCCCAAGUACCACAUUCCCUACUGGCUGGCCUAUUACCUGGCCCUGCUGCUGUCCCUGCUGCUGGCCCUGCUCAGGCCCCUGGUGACCAUCAAGGCCACCUUCACGCCCAUGAGGGUGGCCCUGGCUGGGACCUUCCACUACUACAGCUGUGAGAGGGCCAAGAGGGCCAUGGGCUACAGCCCCGUGGUGAGCCUGGACGAGGCCAUCGCCAGGACAGUGCAGAGCUACCCCGGCCUGCGCCGGGCCCGGGCCUGACAGCCCUGCCUGGAGCUUCUCCUGCUUCAUUCCCAUCACUACUGACAGCUCAACGUGGAGCAAAUGGCACCAAUUCCCAGGAAUUUGGAGUUGUCCUGAAAUUUCUCCUCCUCCUCCGUCUCGCCAUUCCCUCAUGUGGGAGCUGUGCUAAGAGUUUGUUUCUUGGAUGUGACUUCUGUUUGGAAACAGCUGCUGAACUCUCUGGGCUGUGAAUAAACACCCUGCUGUGCCCUCUUCAAUCCCAGGCAGGCACACCAGCAUUCCUGCUCUCCUCUCCCCACCCUUGUCCCGUGUUUUGUUGCUCUGGUGACAGCAGCCACCCCUUCUCAGAGCUGUGGGCUGGGUAACAAACACUUCCCAUGGCUGGCUCCCCUCUGGGCUUUGGCUUUGCUCUCCACAAGAGAGCCCCGUGCCAAAAAGGAGUUCUGCCACCUUCUCUUAACUCAUUGCAGCUCCUUUGGUUUUCCUUCUGUGAUUAGGGGGUGAUUCGGCUUCUCACUGAGGCAGCAGAAGGACCCCAUGAGGAGCGUGUUCCUUUGUCCAUGCAGGGUUUAUUUCUGUCCCAAAAGAACCCAAAUAAAUCCCACAGAGAUGGCUUCCCAGCCUUGUGUCCCAUCUCUGAAAGGGCAGAUCCCACUCUCAGCACAAACAGGAUUUUAGUGAUUCCCUGUUGGGGGCAGAGAUCUUUGGGAGCUGCCUGCCAGCAGCCCCAGCACUGUCUCACCACAGCUCCCUUCCCACAAGGUCUGCAGUGCUUGGAGGAUCCUACAGCACCGAGCUCCUCCUCCCUGCCCUGUUCGUGCUGCUCAUGGGGAUUUCUUUGACCAUUUAGUCCGUGAAAAAGCCUCUUUCCCACAAGGAAAUGGGUACAAAGCGAUGGUCCCCGAGCUGUUUCCUGUGGCUUGUCUGUUAAAUGUUCUUUGCCCUCUCAUCUUUCUAAGCACUGCAGUUCUGCUUUGGCUUCAAAGGAGGAGUUUAGGUUCGAGCUGGAGUUUCCCCCCGUGCAAAUUCCUGGCUCCCUGGGACUUCUGGUGUUCCAGAUUUCAGAAGGAUGGGAAGUGCCUCAGUCGCAGAAUUAGGGAAUCCCGGGAUGGUUUGAGUUGGGAGGGACCUUAAAGCUCAUCCCAUUCCACCCCCAUGGACACCUUCUACUGUCCCAGGCUGCUCCAAGCCCCGUCUAACCUGGCCUGGGACACUUCCAGGGAUCCACCUGUGAGCUCAGUGUGCUGCUUGAGUCCCAUUAAAUGGGCUUUAUUUUAA